This is a messenger RNA of Hirsutella rhossiliensis, 1158 nucleotides long. RefSeq names its product ATP-dependent DNA helicase PIF1. The record is from RefSeq and is a predicted model, not a curated record. Bases 1 to 1158 code for a protein of 385 amino acids. NCBI's taxonomy places the organism in Eukaryota, Fungi, Ascomycota, Sordariomycetes, Hypocreales, Ophiocordycipitaceae. The transcript is spliced from 9 exons.
AUGGAGGGCAGCCCUCGCUUCCGGCAACAGUUUGCUCGCGAUUUGCGGCGCCACCACCGGGGCUAUCGCGAUAUCGUCGUCCCCAAAGGCCCCGUCGAGGAGGCUGUGGAAGAGGAUCCUAGCGAUGCCGAUGCAUCAGCGAUCCCGAAUUUGCAGGUUACCGAUACCGAAUUGAACGCUCUGCAGUCCCGAUUUCUUGAUGUUCGCAGGACCCCCAUCGACGAAUUCAACCGUUCCCAGCCGCUGCUAACGCUUGCAUUCCCUACCCUCUACCCUGACGGCAAGGCCGACUUCGUGGAGCCUCGUUUACGGAGCAUCACGUUCCAGGACUACCUUGCCCAUGCGAUGAGAUGGCAUGACGGACGUUUCGCCCGCCAUAAGACGUGGCCUUUCGUCGCCCUCAACACGCUGUUACAGGAAGCAAUGGCUGAGCCUGACGAGCCGGAGGCUCAGGUCCUGAUCCAGUCGAUCACGCGCCAAGCCGCAAGCCACAGCGAAUACAGGCUCCUGGGGAAGGAACCCCUGAUCGUCAACCGCGUGCAACGCCACCGCUGCAACAACUACUGCAUGCAGCUCAAUAAGCAUACCAAGCAGGUGGAGUGCCGCUUUGGAUUUCCUCACGGCCAGCGCCUACUAGCCUCCCUUGACAAGGUUCCUCACUCUAAACACUGGAGCUUUAGGGGCGAGCGGAACGAUGGCCAGAUUAACCACUACAACCGCUUGCUUACCGUUGCGUGGCUAGCCAAUACAGAUGUUUCGCCUUGCACGAGUCUACAGCAGGUAAUCGAUUACGCGGCCAAAUACUGCUCCAAGUCGGAAAAGAAGACUGGUUGCGGGCGGGAUUACUCGAAGCAGGAGGUCAGCCACUUGCUCCUCGGCCUGCCGUUACAGGAAGGGCAUUCCCGCUCCCUCCGUAUUGACGGCGAUGAGGUGGACGAGGCCCCCAACGUUUACGAAAAGUACACUCAACGCCCGGAAGCCCUAGCGGACCUAAGCUACGUCUCCUUCCUGAAAUGCUGGAAUUUCCGCCCUAGGGACCCUUCAAGUGGAAGCAAUGGCAGCCAGGCAACAUUAACGGCAGGCCUCGAGUGCUGGUUUACUUUCCUCGCUAUCAGGCUGAUCCAGAAGGUCAACAGUGGUCAGAUUACUGUCGUGUAA